Cydia pomonella (codling moth) is the source of this 1647-nucleotide messenger RNA. It is a transcript of the gene Pop4, whose product is annotated as ribonuclease P protein subunit p29. Bases 714 to 1340 code for a protein of 208 amino acids. The record is from RefSeq and is a predicted model, not a curated record. Gene Ontology annotation, biological process: tRNA 5'-leader removal; rRNA processing. The transcript has a single exon. Lineage: Eukaryota; Metazoa; Arthropoda; Insecta; Lepidoptera; Tortricidae. Gene Ontology annotation, molecular function: ribonuclease P RNA binding. Gene Ontology annotation, cellular component: ribonuclease P complex; ribonuclease MRP complex.
UAUUAAGUAUAAGCUGCCCUUUUCUCGGCACCUUUCUAUAUAAACUGCCGCCCCUAAUAUCAUACCGCCCUAGGCCCGGGCCUACUCGAGCCUUAGGGCAAAUCCACCACUGCAUCUCCGUGAGUAUAAAUAAUGCACGUAAUACAUUAAAUUAAUAAACUUAAAUUAAAUAAUUUUCUGGCUGACUGUAUAUGACUACGUUCUUGAACAUUUACUCUUUGUCUUGAACGCACCUAUAACGCGCUAUAGAACUAUGGAAGGUAGAGGCAAGGAACAGAAUCUCUAUAGGCAGAACUAUUUCAAAGGUGUCCAGCUGUCAGCUAUAAAUAAUAGUUCCAAAUCUCUCCAGAGUAGCGCUAGAGUAGCUAAGAACCUAGGCGUUAUUAACGGAGUGAAGUGCGCUGUCUAUGAUUAGAUUUUUUUCUUAAGUAUUCUAGGUAUUGUAACGCCACUUAUUUAUGGUUUUUUUUCGGGCACUUUAUGGUGUAUGGAGAUUUUGUUCCUUGCCUCUACCUUCUAUAAUAGAACUUCACAUCACGAUGACAGCACUGUCAGCUUUCACAUGUCUGUCACUGUCAAUGUCAAUAUUCAUAACAUAACCUAUAUAUGUAUAACCUCUAAAGCCUAGCGCUCACCAACCAAAGCGCGAAUGUUUACUAUUUUAAUAAGGACUUUGUAUUAUAAAUUAGCUGAACAAUCCAAUAAACCUCAAUAUGUCUGCCGAAGAACGCAAUGGCGAUAAAUCUAUCAUUAACUUCCUCAAAACAAAUGUUCCCAAAUCGGACCAAGCCAACAUCGAAGCAGAGUUGAAGAAGGACUUUCUUUUGGCUAAAAAGAAGAGUAAAAAGCCCCAAAAGAAAGUUAAAACUAAGAAAAUUCGUACUUUAACGAGACGUGAGAAAAAAUGUUUAGGUUUCUAUGACAUACCAAGAUGUAGUGUUAAAUACGAAGAUGUCCUUCCUAUGCACAAUAUAUGGAGUGACUAUGUAAGUCAAAUGCUAGAACUGGACAAGCCACUGCCGGACCGUACAAGUAAAAGCUGGGAGCAGUUCACACAAACUCUGUACCGGUCAGAUUUCCAUGGCAGCUUACUUCAUGUGGUUCGUUCGAAAUGCCCAAGCUACGUCGGCAAGAGCGGCAUAUGUAUUAUGGACACGCGGAACACAUAUAAAAUAGUGUCGAAAGAUAACGUGGUGACUACAGUGCCUAAAUUCUGUUCAGUGUUUGAAAUGCACAUCAGGAAUGUUGCAGUGACUUUGUUUGGGAAGCAUUUGUGUGUACGGCCAGCAGAAAGGUCAUCUAAGAAAGUAAAGACUCAAUUGCAUCCUGAUCUAAUAUAAGAUACAUAGCUGGGCAAUGUUGAUCUGUUAACACAUAAUUAAAAUAGCAUAUUUGUAUUGUUGCAAUACUUGCAAUAGUGAUCUACUUAUCGUCGGGGAUAGUGCAAUACCGCAUAACUAACAAAUGCAGUAAGGUUCAAUUACCUUGUAGAUUGUUUGAAUUUCGAACUCUUACGACUUUGUUAGUUGCGCGGUAUUGUACUAUCCCUGACGUUAUAUUUAGUUUGGGUUCUGGAAGUUAUCAUGUGAACCCCAUGACAUUAGGUCUUUCAAUAAUAAAAUAAAAUAAAAACACUUAUUACUGAGA